AUGGCCUACGACCCCCGACUGUCCAGUGCAGGCACUGCGACCGCUCCCUCCCCUCCACCACCACCCCCACCACCCCCAGAAGCCAUUGGCGGAACAACAACACCAACAACCCAACCUCAACCCACCUCCACGCCGAACGAGGCCAACAACAACGCGGUCGCAGAAUCGGAGUCCUUAUCAUCAUCCUCAUAUAAACUCCGAUUCUGCACCGUAUGUGCCUCUAACCAGAACCGCUCCAUGGAAGCCCACCUCCGGCUCUCCACAGCGUCGAGCCCCUUCCCUGUAAUCUCCUUCGGGACGGGCUCUCUAGUCCGCCUGCCCGGGCCCUCAAUCACCCAACCCAACGUCUACAACUUCAACACAACCUCCUACUCUCAAAUGUACGACGAGCUGCUCUCCAAAGACGAGCGUCUGUACCGCAACAACGGUCUCCUGAACAUGCUCGAGCGCAACCGUAACCUGAAAUGGGGCCCGGAGCGCUUCCAGGACUGGGUGCCGGGACAGCCGCGCGUCGAGCACGUCUCGAAGGGCGAUAAGGGCGCCCUAGGUACCGAAGGCGGCGUUGUCGAUGUAAUCAUCACCUGUGAAGAGCGGUGCUGGGAUGCCGUGGUAGACGAUCUCAUGAAUAAGGGGUCCCCUUUGAACCGCCCCGUGCAUGUCUUUAACGUGGAUAUCAAAGAUAAUCACGAAGAGGCGUUAGUAGGAGGCAAGGCUAUCUUGGAUCUAGCGAAUCGGUUAAAUGAGGCUGCUUCGCAGGAGAGAAAGGCCAGUGGUGCCGAUGGAUGGGAGAAUGGAGUCGGCGAGGCGAGACGGAAUUUCGAUGCUCGCGUGCCUGAUAUUCUUGCUGAGUGGCAGGAGAAAUGGCCUCAUCUGCCGGCUUUGUGGACGCUCGCUUGGCUAUAG
This is a messenger RNA of Aspergillus tubingensis, 903 nucleotides long. It is a transcript of the gene ssuA, whose product is annotated as RNA polymerase II subunit A C-terminal domain phosphatase. Gene Ontology annotation, molecular function: RNA polymerase II CTD heptapeptide repeat phosphatase activity. The transcript has a single exon. Lineage: Eukaryota; Fungi; Ascomycota; Eurotiomycetes; Eurotiales; Aspergillaceae. The record is from RefSeq and is a predicted model, not a curated record. The coding region runs from base 1 to 903 and encodes 300 amino acids. Gene Ontology annotation, cellular component: nucleus; mRNA cleavage and polyadenylation specificity factor complex. Gene Ontology annotation, biological process: termination of RNA polymerase II transcription.